GUUGUCCAAGACAAACAAUACAAACAAAACGAUGAAGUCACAAACAGUUAUAUUCCUCGUAUCCAUGCUCUCCUUCUUUGCUCUUCAUCAAUGCAUGCAUGCGGAUGUUGGAGAAAGAGAGAGCAUGAGCAAGCUCUACAUUCCAAAUUGUGUUCCUGCCCAAUGCGGAGAAACUUUUUUCAAAUGGAACUGUUGGUGUUGUUUUCAUGAUAUAACGAUUUGUUACUGGAUCCAAAAAGCAUGCGAUUCCAGCCCCCGUUGUCCUCCUGUGUGAGGAUGGAGGUUAGAGAUAUAAGAAGGUGGAACAAAAUCUAUGUACCAACAUGUUUUCAUGUUAAUUGCGACCCUACUUUCAGUUUAAGAAGAAACUGUUAUUGUUGCGGAUUAAACGAAAAGCAAUGCUAUGACAAACACUAUUGCAACACUCAUUGUCCUCAUCCUAAAGUUUAAAACUUUCAUAAACCGAUAUACAACGAAGCAUUAUAGUGCUGAAUUGUACUACUACUCCUAAUGUCACUAUUUGUUUCAAUUAAAAUAGGAAGACUUGGAAAAUUAGACUACAAACUUGAGUCAAUUGCAAUGUUAGACUCUUUUUUUUCUCUCUCCAACAUUUGCCACUUUCUUCCUAUUAAAUCCUUGUCCAUUCAUUUUAUUUACAAAAAUGCCAUUAUUUCUGAUUUAU
Camelina sativa (false flax) is the source of this 682-nucleotide messenger RNA. RefSeq names its product EMBRYO SURROUNDING FACTOR 1.2-like. Gene Ontology annotation, biological process: suspensor development. Lineage: Eukaryota; Viridiplantae; Streptophyta; Magnoliopsida; Brassicales; Brassicaceae. The record is from RefSeq and is a predicted model, not a curated record.